GAUAAAAUUUCUUUUUAUUUUAUAAACGACAAGUGGACAAAAGCAACAGCUUAACCAUGUCUGGAGAAGAAACGUCAGCUGAUCGUAAUGUCGAAAUUUGGAAAAUCAAGAAGCUCAUCAAGAGUCUGGAGAUCGCACGCGGCAAUGGCACCUCUAUGAUUUCAUUAAUCAUUCCACCCAAGGAUCAAAUAUCUCGUGUAAGCAAAAUGUUGGCCGAUGAAUUUGGCACAGCCUCAAACAUCAAGUCGCGUGUCAAUCGACUGUCAGUUUUGGGUGCGAUCACCUCGGUACAGCAGCGUCUGAAAUUGUACACUAAAGUGCCACCAAAUGGUCUGGUCAUCUAUUGCGGUACGAUUGUCACCGAGGAGGGUAAGGAAAAGAAAGUUAAUAUCGAUUUCGAGCCGUUCAAACCGAUCAAUACGUCAUUGUAUUUGUGCGACAAUAAGUUCCACACCGAAGCACUUACGGCACUUUUAGCUGACGACAAUCGUUUUGGCUUCAUUGUGAUGGACGGUAAUGGUGCUUUGUUUGGUACCCUACAGGGCAACACACGCGAAGUGUUGCACAAAUUUACCGUCGAUCUGCCGAAAAAGCAUGGUCGUGGUGGUCAGUCCGCUUUGCGUUUCGCACGUUUGCGUAUGGAAAAACGUCACAAUUACGUGCGUAAAGUAGCCGAAGUGGCAACGCAAUUGUUCAUAACAAACGACAAACCCAAUGUUGCUGGUCUCAUUUUGGCCGGUAGUGCCGAUUUCAAAACUGAACUGAGCCAGUCCGACAUGUUUGAUCCUCGCUUGCAAUCGAAGAUUAUUAAACUCAUUGAUGUGUCGUAUGGCGGUGAAAACGGUUUCAACCAGGCCAUCGAAUUAUCGGCGGAAUCUUUGCAGAAUGUUAAGUUUAUACAGGAAAAGAAAUUGAUUGGACGCUAUUUCGAUGAGAUUUCCCAAGAUACCGGCAAAUAUUGUUUUGGUGUUGAUGAUACAUUGCGCGCCUUGGAAUUGGGUUCGGUGGAUAUUCUCAUCUGUUGGGAAAAUUUGGAUAUACAACGUUAUGUAUUGAAGAAUCAUGCCAAUGCCGCGACGCCUACUAUUUUGCAUUUAACGCCCGAACAGGAAAAAGACAAAUCACACUUCACCGACAAGGAGACGGGCGUUGAAAUGGAAUUGAUUGAAUCGCAGCCCUUGCUCGAAUGGUUGGCCAAUAACUAUAAAAUGUUUGGCGCUACUCUAGAAAUCAUUACCGACAAGUCCCAAGAGGGCAGUCAAUUUGUGCGCGGUUUCGGUGGUAUUGGUGGCAUCUUGCGUUACAAGGUCGACUUCCAAAGUAUGCAGCUCGAUGAAUUGGAUAAUGAAGAAUUUGAUUUAGAUGAUUAUUAGACAAUUUUUUUACACAUAUAAACUAAUACAACAACUAUACAUACAAGAAAAACGUAAAGGUGAUAAAUUUUGGAUUAAAAAAAAAAAAAACAAGAAAAAGGAUUAAGAGAUUAAGGGACAAAUUCCAAAAUUGUCUAUAUUAUGACUUUAAAACAAUUCCAGGGUUUUGGGGCCAGUGGUUCAAGGUAAAUAGAGAUUUUUUUGUUUAUGUACAAAGCAAAUUUACAAUUUAAAAUGUUGGAAAUUGGGUUUUUUAAAACAAAAUUUGUGUGAUUUUGUAAAAUUAAAUUGUAAAAAUCUUUAAAUGGACCAAGUUUAAAAAAAUUACACAAAUUUAAAAAAAAAUUUACUGUCGUUAGUUGUAAAAACAUUAAAAUUUUAUAUAAAAAGUGUUUUGUAUUUGUUAAUUCUAAUUGUUACAAAUAUUUGGAAUCUUAGCUUAAAACUAUUACAAGUACAAAAUCUAGAUAAUUAUCUCUUUAUAAAACCCUAAAACUUAAAAUUCUCCUGAUUACAUUUUAAAAUAAAAUUCAAACAAAAAAUCCGCUAAACUUUUAACAUGCCCCACUUCUUGGCCCUGGAAUCUUUUAAGGUUAUUAGCUUAUAAAGAUGACUAGAGGUUUCAGAGGGACUAAAUUUGAAUACCCGUCUGGUUAUCACUAUAAAUCCUUUUUAACAAUUUAUCAUCUUUACAACGGAUUCUUCCAUAUUUCCAAAAUAAUGAAAAAAUCAUCCACCAGUCACUUAUUAUACAGCAAACAUUUUUAAAUAUUGUUAAUACAAAAAAACCAACAAACAAGAAAAGAAAAACGAAAACAUCAUCUUAAUUGAUCAUUUUGAAAAUUUGUCUAAUUUUUUUUUUUUAAUUUAAGUGGCCUUUUAUACCCUUAAAACUUGUUGAUAAAAAGAAAAGAAAACAAAAUUUAGUCAAACUUUACUUGUUAUGG
This is a messenger RNA of Lucilia sericata (common green bottle fly), 2320 nucleotides long. Its product is annotated as eukaryotic peptide chain release factor subunit 1-like. Gene Ontology annotation, cellular component: translation release factor complex; cytosol. Gene Ontology annotation, biological process: cytoplasmic translational termination. Lineage: Eukaryota; Metazoa; Arthropoda; Insecta; Diptera; Calliphoridae. The transcript has a single exon. The record is from RefSeq and is a predicted model, not a curated record. Bases 57 to 1373 code for a protein of 438 amino acids. Gene Ontology annotation, molecular function: translation release factor activity, codon specific; sequence-specific mRNA binding.